This is a messenger RNA of Daphnia pulicaria, 1659 nucleotides long. RefSeq lists its product as uncharacterized. The transcript is spliced from 3 exons. NCBI's taxonomy places the organism in Eukaryota, Metazoa, Arthropoda, Branchiopoda, Diplostraca, Daphniidae. The record is from RefSeq and is a predicted model, not a curated record. Bases 695 to 1474 code for a protein of 259 amino acids.
AGCUGUUUGCUACUACUACUUUGCAAAUAUUGUAUAGAAUGAAUCAACAAUAAGCAACUGCGACCCAAUUUAUUUCAUCUCUACUGCACCCGGCACGGGUCUUAUAUAUUUGCUGCGUCGAACAAAACGGCAGUUGCGUCAUGGGAUGGCUUCUCCGACGAAAAAAGACUGCCCAUUACUUUGGAUAAGUAAAUUAUGAUAAAUGGAUCACGGCUGUCUGUCUAGUAACCAUAGAUAGAGUCAUUCAAAACAAAAGUCCAGGUCGUUUCGAAAGUUGCGGGGUAUGGAGCAAUAAAAAGCGGAGCUUCAGCAAACAGCCACACCCUUGUUGAGUCGAGGCUUUCAGCUCGUCCUCUCAAUGGACGGCACGCCUAUAAUAAAGGACGCGUUUAACGAACCCCAGAAAAUGCGUGCAUAGAACUCAUCAAUUAAAUCCGACGCCAUUGAUUUCAUGUAUAGGGGCUCAAGUCUACGAACGUUAAACAGAGAAUAUAUCGCUGAGAGAUAUUAAAUUUGUCAACACGCUGGCACGCAAAUGCUUUCCAACUAAAAAUGCUGAAUUUGUGAUGAGUUUCACAACAGUGUCCUGUACAGCGCUUUAACGUAUUCCGGAACACGUCGACUCACUCUAGCGAUACAUGCCCGGAUUCCAGAUCACGUACCGCUGCUGGCUGGCUCUACCUUGGCGUGCGCAAUGGGAUGUUUUUCUUUUGUAAACCGCCGGGGAAUGUGGAAGAAAGGAAGUUACGAUGUUUCGGGCAAACAGGAGCACGAUAGCAAUCGACUGAGUGUUGUCGUUCUAUCUGAUGAUCAUCACGGAGAAACUCUCAUUAAUGUCGAAAAGAGCGGACCGUCGAAGCGAAUGAAAUGGUUGCCGGAAUUGCGAGAGAAUUUAUUGAUCCAACUGGUUGCCGCCUUGUUCCUGGUAAUCUUCGUUUUGAUUGGUGUCAUCAUAUGGUUAAGUGUGUCGAUCCACUUGAGCAAUCGCGACAGCCUCCGCACCAUUUCCACGGCCGUCGACUUAUUGACGAGCCAAAAUGUCAAUACGAAACCGUCGGAGCCGUGUUCUACGGAUGCACCGCAAACUGGUCAAAGCCGAGCCAUUCCAUGCGACACAUUAUUUAGAGCAACCUUUGAGUUCACAGAGCAUGGGGUAACGGUGGAUGAAGAAAGGGACUCGGGAAAAAGUUCUUCCGUGCCCAGCCAUCCGACCGGAACGACUACAAUAAGGUCCACGACAAGGGCAAGUUUCUCUUUGAAAGGGACAAGUUAUCAGAUGAAAGGUUCAAGUUGCAACAAUUGCCAAAUUAUCUUGCAAAAGUCACCGAUCAAUAAGACCGGUGAAAAUCUAAAGAUUGCGGAGGACGACUCUGAAUCUGAAGAGGAGAUUUCAGACGAAAUCGAUGACGACGGUAUAGGAAAUUGUUCUGAAAUAAAGUUUAGACUCUGUGCUGUAGAACGGCGCAUGUUUUAGAGAUUGAUAACUUUAGACGAUUUCCUUGCAAUCUUAUUAUACAUACGAUGUGCUGUUUAGUUUACGCGCUUCUUGAGAAUCAGAUCGAUUGCCAACCCCUGGGCUAAACUGGAAUGAUUUGUUUGCGACAGAUAUAGCGAAGGCAGUCGAAAUUAACUGAUGGAAUAUCCGUCCUCGUUUACUUA